Messenger RNA from Microtus oregoni (creeping vole), 3187 nucleotides. It is a transcript of the gene Znf777, whose product is annotated as zinc finger protein 777. The record is from RefSeq and is a predicted model, not a curated record. Gene Ontology annotation, molecular function: DNA-binding transcription factor activity, RNA polymerase II-specific; RNA polymerase II cis-regulatory region sequence-specific DNA binding. Lineage: Eukaryota; Metazoa; Chordata; Mammalia; Rodentia; Cricetidae. The transcript is spliced from 6 exons. Gene Ontology annotation, biological process: regulation of transcription by RNA polymerase II. Bases 278 to 2785 code for a protein of 835 amino acids.
CCGGGCUGCACCGCGCUGGUCACAUGAACUCCGGCUUUCUCUGGUGUGACGGCUCUCUCCGAUCCCUUUGUGAGCGCAGGUUUUGAAAGCCAACGACCGGGUUCUGGGUUUGAGACGCGCAGGCAGCCGCCGGCGGAAGGCUGUCGGAGCCCAUCGGCCCGCCUCCAGAGCCAACGCGCCGCGCGGGCCGCGCGCCCCGGAUUCCGCUCCGCCGCCGCCCGCCGCGGCCUGGCCCGAGGGCGCCGGGCCGCCAGGACGCCAGGUCCAGCAGCUGGACAUGGAGGACGAACACUCAUCACCUCUGUCAUUCUCUGGCGUUCCACACGAAGAGUCUGUGCAUCAGGCCCCUGCUGGACUCCCCAGAGAAACUGUGUUCCCUUCUUGCAUUCUUCCCCCCAAAGAAAUUCCUUCCUUGUCUCCCACCGCCCCCCGGCAAGGUCCCCUGCCCCAGACUGACAGUACUCCUAAGCAAGAGACUUCUGGCCAGAUGUCACAUGUUCUCCAGAAGGGACCUUCACUCCUGUAUCCUGCCACCUCUGAGCAAGACACACACCACCAGGUAUCCCUGGCUUCCCAAGAAGAAACCCAGUACUCUCCUUCAGCUGCUGGUCAGGGGACCCCUCUCCUUUCCCACUCCAUCCAACAUCAGGAAGCUCCACCCCACUCUCCUGAGGUUCCUGAGAAAGACUCGCUGACUCUGUCGCCCACGGUUCCGGAGACUGACAUGGAUGCCCUGCUCCAGAGUCCCACUUCGCAAAAGGACACUCCUUUUCCUACCUCCUCUGCAUCCCAGAAGGAGCAGCCGCUGCCCACCACAGAGAUCACUCGCCUGGCUGUGUGGGCUGCCGUCCAAGCAGUGGAGAGGAAACUGGAGGCCCAGGCCAUGCGGCUGCUGACCCUGGAGGGCAGGACAGGGACAAAUGAGAAGAAGAUAGCAGACUGUGAGAGAACGGCUGUGGAGUUUGCAAACCAUCUGGAGAGCAAGUGGGUCGUACUGGGGACUUUACUGCAGGAGUACGGGCUGCUGCAGCGGCGCCUGGAGAACAUGGAGAAUCUGCUGAAAAACAGAAAUUUCUGGAUCCUGCGGCUACCCCCAGGCAGCAAUGGAGAAGUUCCCAAGGUCCCUGUCACAUUUGAUGAUGUCGCCGUCCAUUUCUCAGAGCAGGAAUGGGGAAACCUCUCUGAGUGGCAGAAGGAGCUCUACAAGAAUGUAAUGAGGGGCAACUAUGAGUCUCUGGUCUCUAUGGACUAUGCAAUAUCCAAACCAGACCUCAUGUCACAGAUGGAGCGUGGAGAAAGGCCAGCCAUGCAGGAGCAAGAGGACUCUGAGGAGGGUGAGACACCCACAGACCCCAGUGCUGCACACGAUGGCAUCGUGAUUAAGAUCGAGGUGCAGACCAAUGAUGAGGGCUCAGAAGAACUGGAGACACCAGAGCCGCUGAUGGGACAAGUGGAGGAACACGGCUUUCAGGACUCAGAGCUGGGUGACCCCUGUGGAGAGCAGCCAGACCUGGACUUGCAGGAACAAGAGAACACGCUGGAGGAGUCCACCGAGGGCUCCAGCGAGUUCAGCGAGCUCAAACAGAUGCUGGUGCAGCAGAGAAACUGCACGGAGGGGAUCGUGAUAAAGACUGAGGAGCAAGAGGAGGAGGAGGAAGAAGAAGAGGAGGAUGAGCUGCCACAGCACUUGCAAUCCCUUGGGCAGCUAUCCGGGAGGUACGAGGCCAGUAUGUACCAGACCCCCCUUCCUGGGGAGAUGUCCCCCGAGGGCGAGGAGAGCCCCCCACCCCUGCAGCUGGGCAACCCAGCAGUGAAGAGGCUGGCGCCCAGCCUUCAUGGACAUUCACAUGGGCAUGGUGAGCGGCACCUGGGUGAGAACCGUGGGUCCUCCAGCCAGCAGCAGCGGAAUCGACGAGGCGAGCGGCCCUUCACUUGCAUGGAGUGCGGCAAGAGCUUUCGGCUGAAGAUUAACCUUAUCAUCCACCAGCGCAACCACAUCAAGGAGGGGCCCUAUGAGUGUGCCGAGUGUGAGAUCAGCUUCCGCCACAAGCAGCAACUCACACUUCACCAGCGCAUCCACAGGGUGCGCAGCGGCUACGUCUCCCCGGAGCGCGGGUCAGCCUUCAAUCCCAAGCACUCGCUCAAGCCGCGCCCCAAGUCGCCCAGCUCAGGCAGUGGUGGUGGCCCCAAGCCCUACAAGUGUCCCGAGUGUGACAGCAGCUUCAGCCACAAAUCAAGUCUGACCAAGCACCAGAUCACACAUACGGGAGAGAGGCCCUACACGUGCCCGGAAUGCAAGAAGAGCUUCCGCUUGCACAUCAGCCUGGUGAUCCACCAGCGUGUGCAUGCUGGCAAGCACGAGGUCUCCUUCAUUUGCAGCCUGUGCGGCAAGAGCUUCAGCCGCCCAUCGCACCUGCUGCGCCACCAGCGGACUCACACCGGCGAAAGGCCCUUCAAGUGCCCGGAGUGCGAGAAGAGCUUCAGCGAAAAAUCUAAGCUCACCAACCACUGCCGCGUGCACUCGCGCGAACGGCCGCAUGCAUGCCCCGAAUGCGGCAAGAGCUUCAUCCGCAAGCACCACCUGCUGGAACACCGGCGAAUCCACACGGGUGAGCGGCCCUACCACUGCGCCGAGUGUGGCAAGCGCUUCACACAGAAACACCACCUGUUGGAGCACCAGCGAGCACACACUGGCGAGCGGCCCUACCCCUGCACGCACUGCGCCAAGUGCUUCCGCUACAAACAGUCGCUCAAGUACCACCUGCGGACCCACACGGGCGAGUGAGCAUGCGCCCCGCCCCUGCCCUGGCCAGAUGAGCAGCUAGGUGCAAGGUUCUAUGGUCCCUGGGACCGGUGCCUCAGUUGCCCCCAGGCUGAGCCCAGUGGGCGGGAGCGGGGCGCCCCAAGCCCUUCUGCUGUGAACCCUCCUCCCCUCCUGUCCCUUCUCCCCAGGACGGGUAGUGAAACCAGGUCGCUUGUUGCCUGCUUCCCCCAGGGUCCCAGGGGGGGAGCUCUUGGGCCUGGGGAACCCCUUCAGGCUGUUAAUUUCCUUGACAAUAAAAUGGAUGAAAACAAUCUGCACGGGGGCAGUGAUUUGGCUGCCAGCCACUCACAGGCGGCGAUGCAGGGCCAUUUAGUCCGGGAUAGAACUUUCUAAUUACCUUUUGGAUACUGUGGUUCUAUUUGA